Molecule: messenger RNA, 7632 nt
Organism: Culex quinquefasciatus (southern house mosquito)
Lineage: Eukaryota; Metazoa; Arthropoda; Insecta; Diptera; Culicidae
Gene: mbc
Product: dedicator of cytokinesis protein 1
Exons: 13
Coding region: 506-6793 (2095 amino acids)
Biological process (GO): small GTPase-mediated signal transduction; cell migration
Cellular component (GO): cytoplasm; plasma membrane
Molecular function (GO): guanyl-nucleotide exchange factor activity; small GTPase binding
Source: RefSeq, a predicted model, not a curated record
GGUAAACAUUCGCCGUUUUGCUCUCGACCGGUUCGGACGCGUUUCGUUUCGUGCUCGCGCGCGCUUGCUGUCUGUGCAAUUUGCUCCGUGUAAUGUGCGGGCGUGUGUGUGUUUGCUUUGAUCACAGCAACCCGGGUUUUUUUGCUGUCCGUGUGUGUGUGUGCACGCGCGUUUUGUGACGAUGUUGCCUGUAUAACAGCAGCAGCAGCCUACUAACACGGACUUCAUCCCUCGCGUUCGCCGCCGCACCUACUUUGAUGUAUGUGCAAAAAAUAGUGAAAUAAAAAAUGGAAUAAUUUUAACGUGCAACGAAAAUGUGAAUCAAAAGAAAACUUGACGAAAUUUUAAAGUGAAAAAAAAAAGUUCUUCGUCGCACACGGUGACGAAUGAGUGUUUUUUUUGCUGCGAUAAGAAAAAUCAAAUUAAUUAAACAAAUUUUGAUGGUGGUAUUGGUGGUGACUUAAUCCGCCCGAAAAUAAAUAGAAUCAAACAAAAUUCAAUCAAAAUGACGGUGUGGAAAAGUGUUGGCGAUGCGAAAAUGCUCGCAAUCGCGAAAGCAAACUACAACGAGUCCGGCAAAGAGCACAGACUGGAGCUGGACCUCGGAGACUCGGUAGUCGUUCUGCAGGAAGCUGCCAGUUGGUACUACGGGUACAGCAAAAGUCGGCCUUCGGUGCGGGGGAUCUUCCCGAAGAGUUACGUCCACAUCGUCGAGUCUCGCCAGGUCAAGGGAGGCGAGCUGCAGAUCGUCCGGAGCGAGAUUGUGGAGGAGAUCACCACCGUCCUCGGCGAGUGGCGCCACCUGUACCGGAGGUUCUAUCUGCAGACCCAUCCGGACUCGAAGACGAUCCGGACGAAGAUGCUGGAGCUGAUCCGGCUGAGGUCCCAGCUGUUGUCGGGGAAUUUGCCGGUGGACGAGAUGAAGGACAUCCGGUUGAAGGCGACUUCGGAGAUCGAUACCGGGAACAAGAUUCUGCGGUUGGAUAUGGUCGUGCGCGAUGAAUGCGGGAACAUCCUGAACAUCGACAAGACGUCGACGACACAGCUGUACGAGCAUCACCUGAACGCCGUUGAUCGGAUAAAGAGAGCGAGUACUUCCACUGGCAAGAAUCGGAUCGUGGAGACCAUGAACCGGCACUCACACAAUCUGCUGCUGUCGGUGCACAACUUUGUGUGCAGGUUGUGCGAGGAUACGGAGAUUCUGUUCACGCUGUACGACGGCGAGGAGAUGCGGGCCAUCACAGAGAACUACGUGGUCAAGUGGAGCCGGCAAGGGGUGGCGGCUGAUCUAGAUCAGUUUAACAACAUCAAAGUAUUGUUUACGGAUCUCAGCGGGAACGAUUUGAGUCGGAAUCGGAUAUUUUUGGUGGCGUACGUGGUCCGGGUUGGAGCGAUGGAAGGUAAGGACACCGAUUCCCGGCGGAGUAGCAUGGCGAACUCGGUCGGGAGUUCGAGCGUCGGCAAGACCAAGGGUCAGCUGACGAGCCAGAUGAGCAAUCCGGCUAGUCCGGGGUUGAACUCGAGUGGGACGGAGUCUGGUGGGCAUGAACAGCAGAUGCGGAGGCCGUUUGGGGUGGCCACGAUGGAUUUGAAGCCGAUUAUUAAGCGGUCGGAAGAUUUCAAGGGAGAUUCCCAGCUGAAGAUGCCAUUUAUCGCUUGCGAGAAGGAAUCGCUGGAGAGUACGUUGAAGAAGUUGAUCACAAAUAAAGAUUUGGGUGAGAAGAGUGAGUCUGGUAUUUGGAUCAGUGUGGACAUUCUGCAUGGUGACAUCAAGCAGGUCAAGGAGGAGUAUCCGCAUUUGGUUCUGGGUAACGUGGCGUUCGCCAGGAAGAUGGGCUUCCCGGAAGUGAUCUUCCCUGGGGAUGUCCGGAAUGAUCUCUACCUGACUCUGGUGUCGGGUGAGUUCUCCAAGGGCUCCAAGAGUAGUGACAAGAACAUUGAAGUGACGGCCGUCGUUUGUAACCGGAGUGGGGAGGCCAUUCCGGGUGUCAUCUGCUACGGUGGUGGAGGAACUCCGCUGAACGAGUACAAAUCGGUGAUCUACUACCACGACGACAAGCCCAAGUGGAACGAGACGUACAAGAUCGACGUGCCAAUCGAGGAGUUCAAGCAGUGCCAUUUGCGGUUCACCUUCAAGCACCGCAGCUCGAACGAGGCCAAGGACCGAACGGAGAAGCCGUUUGGCUUGUCCUUCGUCAAGCUAAUGAACGACGACGGAACGACCCUCCAGCACAAGCGUCACCAGCUGCUAGUCUACAAGAUCGACCACAAGAAGUUCGAUCACGACACCCAGUACAACUACCUGCAGCUGCCGGCCCUGGCGGACGAGCUGGUCAACGUGAGCGGUGGUAAACCAUCCGUCAGUGGGUUCAGCCUUGCCUCCAAGGACAAUCUCACCAUCGAAACGAACCUGUGCAGCACCAAGCUGACCCAAAACGUGGACAUCCUCGGCCUGCUGAACUGGUCUUCGCGCAAGGAAAAGAUGGAGGAGUCGCUGAACGCGCUGAUGAACGUCAAGGGCGAAGAGGUGGUCAAGUUCCUGCAGGACAUCCUGGACGCGCUGUUCAACAUCCUGGUGCUGAACGAGGAUCCGGUCAAGUUUGACAACCUGGUGUUUCGGUGUCUGCUGCGGCUGAUCGAGAUUGUGUACGACCUGAAGUAUCAGCACUUCCAAUCCGUGCUUGAUCUGUACAUCAACGAGAGCUUCUCGGCGACGCUGGCUUACGAGAAACUUAUCAACGUGGUCCAAACCCACAUCAAGAACGCCAUCAACAACGUGGUCAGCAGUAGCGGUUCCGGGUCGGUGUCCGGCUCGUACAGCGGUAGUACGUACGCGAUCAACGAGAACGACGAAACGCUCUUCCGGACGACCAAGUACCUGCAGUACAUCAUGAAGUUCAUCAUCCGGUCGCGGAUUUUGUUUGCCGACCUUAACCAGGACAAGGACCGCGAGCUGUUUGAAACUAUGCUGGAGGACCUGCUGGAGUCGUUCAUCGAGCUGAUCAAGUACCAGAACGAUCUGCUCAAGUCGCAGGGUGCACUGCUCAAGUAUUUGCACAUCAUAGCGUCGGACCUGAUGCAGGUGUACGAUCCGGUCAAGCUCAGCCAACGCAUCGUGGACAUCAUCACGAACGUUCCGACGGGUCGACUCAACCAGUCCAAGAUGACCUGUAUCAAGGACGUGUGCGACUCGAAGCUGUUCAAGCUGCCGCAGUGUCGAGCGAUUUUGCUGCCGGUGUUCUGCCGGCAGAUCAAGGACAAACUGGAGAGCAAAGAAGAGGGUGACUUUAUGUUCGACAUCCGGCAGCAGGAGAAGAACCUGAUCAAGGCGGCCAAGGUGCUCGGGGAGAGCAAGUCGCAGCUGCACACGCGCGAAACCACCGCCAAGACGAAGGUCGCCGAAUGCGUCAACAUCAUGAACAACAUGCUGGAACUGCUGUUCCACAGUGUCGAGGACAUCGGUCCGAUCGACAACGACGUGCGGGAGAUCAUGCAGAUCUUGCUGCGAACCGUCAUCCAGAGUUCGAUCGCGAUGGACCGGGACAACCCGCUGGUGGGUAACCUGGUGGCGAUCAUGCUGGGAAUCUUCCGGAGCAUGAACGCCGGCCAUUACAGGGCGUACGUGCAGAGCUUCCUCACCAGUUACGAUCUGUUGGACUUUUUGACGGAGAUUCUGCUGGUGUUCAAGGAGCUGGUUUCGAAGCCGGUCUUUCCAGCGGAUUGGUUGGACAUGAUCAUGCACCAGAACACGGUAAUCCUCGAGAGUCUGAGGCACUUUGCCGGGAUCAUUAUGGAGUGGUUCUUCUCUCCGUUCGAGAAGCAAGUUUGGUCCAACUACUUCCAGUGCUCGAUCACGUUCCUAACGCAGCCGGCGCUGCAGCUGAAUCUGUUCAGCAAGACAAAGCAGUCGAUGAUCUUGAGCAGCUACCGGGAUAUCCGACGGGAGACGGCGUUUGAGAUCCGGAAGAUGUGGUUCAACCUCGGAGAGCACAAGAUCAUGUUUGUGCCGCAGCUGGUUGGUCCAAUUCUGGAGAUGAGCAUGAUUCCGGAAGUAGAACUGCGCAAGGCAACGGUUCCGAUCUUCUUCGACAUGAUGCAAUGCGAGUACUACAGCUCAAAGUACGUGAUGGAGAGCUACGGAGAUACCAAGAGGAACACGAGCCACAUCAAGGGAAACUUUAACGACUUUGAGAAGGAGAUCAUCGAGAAGCUCGAUCACUACAUCGAGGGUGGGUACGGUGAUUCCGAGUACAGGGAACUGUUCUACGACAUCAUGUACGAAUCGUGCAGUAACCACAGCACGUUGAGGGUACCUGGUAUCCAGUGCGUUGACGUCUUGACGAAGUUGAUGGACAAGCUGCUGGAGUACCGGUGUCUGAUCCACGACGAGAGUCGCGAGAACCGCAUGGCUUGCACGGUCAGCUUGCUGCAGUUCUACUCGGAGGUGAACCGCAAGGAGAUGUACAUCCGCUACGUGAACAAGCUGUGCGAUCUGCACAUGGACUUUGACAACUUCACGGAAGCGGCGUAUACACUGAAGUUGCACAGCAACGAGCUGUACUGGGACGACACGCCGCUGUCGCCACUACUCAAGUCUAGUCGACAUCUGUCCUGCAGUACGCAUUGGGCACUCAAGGAGAAGCUCUACCGGGACAUAAUCGACCUGUUCGAUCGCGGUAAGAUGUGGGAAUCGGCGAUCGACAUGUGCAAGGAGCUGUCACAGCAGUACGAGAACGAAAUCUACGACUAUCUGGGGUUGGCGGAACUCUACAAGAAGAUGUCACAGUUCUACGAGAAGAUUCUGAGAGAGAAGCGGUACGAGUCGAACUACUACCGAGUGGCAUUCUAUGGGUAUGGAUUCCCACAGUUCCUACGGAACCAGGAGUUCGUGUACCGAGGCAACGAAUACGAGGACGCUGGAUCGUUCAACACGCGGAUCCUGAGUCAACAUCCGAGGGCGGAGCUGGUGCCGACGUUGAACCCGGGACCGGAGAUCCGACAGAGCGAUGGUCAGUACAUCCAGAUCGUUAAGGUGGACCCCGUCAGUAGGGAUAUCCGGAUCGGCAAAGACAGAAAGAACAUCGCGGCGAACAUUGUCAAGUUCUACCAGUCAAACAUCGUGAGCGAGUUCCAGUUUUCACGGCCGAUCCGGGAUUCCUGCGGCUCUGGAGAUGACAUCGCGAACACCUCGUACGAGAGGACGAUGCUGAGGACGACGGACGCACUGCCGGGUAUUCUGCGAUGGUUCCCGGUCAAGUCUUCCGAGACUGUCAUGAUCUCUCCCAUCGAAAUGGCCAUCGAAACAGUAGAGGCCAAGAACCGAGCGAUCCGGGAGCUGGUGCUGGAGCACCAGACCGAUCCGAACAUUCCGAUCCACUCGUUGAGUGCGGUCAUCAACGGCGUGGUGGACGCCGCCGUCAACGGAGGCAUUCCGAUAUACGAGGAAGCAUUCCUGACGCCGGAAUAUCUGCUCAAGUGCCCGAAUGAUGACCAUUUGGUAGCGCGGUUGAAGGACCUGAUCGCGUCCCAGAUCCCGCUGCUCGAGGUGGCCAUCCUGGUGCACAAAAUGAAGACCCCAGCUAGUUUGCUUCCCUUUCACGAUCGACUGGAGAAGUGCUUCGCAGGAAUCCAGUCCAGCGUUGAAGCCAAGUACGGUAAGCGGACGACCGACCUCAAGAUCGACCGUGACAACGAGGUCACCUUGAGAAGACAGAUCUCGGCACUGCCCCAAGUCAGUAUCGACUCCAGCCGGUUAUCGGAGACCAGCAUCGGAUCUUCAGAUAGCGGCAUCUCGAAGAGCCACAACAGUCGACCAACGACGACCAGCUCCGGCGGCUUCAAGUCGACGUUCACCAACUUUGCAACGAACUUCAACACUUCCAAUCUAACGAGUGACUUUUUCGAGUUUGACCGGCUCAGUCUGUCCAGCGUCAAGCUCGGGACCAACUCCGGCAAGCUGAUCUCCAACAUCUCGACCAAGAUUGGCAGCAAAAUUCGACAAACAUCCCUUGGAAGCUCACCGAGUUCGAAGAACAAGAAAGACAAAACGCUGACGAAGCGGCGAUCGAGUCGAAAGAUGGACCGCGAGUCGUUGACGCUGCCGGUGUCGAACAGCCUGUUCUACACGUCCCCGAUCACGACGGCCAGCGAGGUUGGCAGUAUUAGCAGCUGCAGCGAUCGGGACAGUGCCAUUUCGCAGGGUAACGUGGCCGGCGGGUACACUCCGGCGGCCUGCUCGACCCCGACCGGAAGCCUGAGCGGAGCGAGCUCGCUGGCCGUGGUGGAGCUAACAGAGGAGCUCCACCCCAAGCGACCCCUCCGCUCGGAGGUGGAAAAGGAGAAACGCCUCUCGCGGCCACCGAGCGUCGUGACGCCAACGCUGAGCGUCAAAACGCUGACCGGAGCGGACACCAACUCGAUCGGUUCCGCCGACGGCAGCAGCAACCGCAACUCGAUCAUCACGAACGACUCGACGACGUCGGAGGAGGACCUGGUGCCGCCGCCGCUUCCGGUCAAGACGGCCACCUCGCGGGACAGCGACUACAGCAAUCUGCCGCUGAACGACAGCGCUCUGCACCGGAGGUUGACCGGUCCCGGAAGUCACUACGUGACGUUUAAGCCACUUCCGCCGGUUCCGACCAAUAACAACAAUAGCGUGGUGAUCAAUUCGGCCUAUGACGUGGUCGAAACGCGGAACAAUAGCGUGAUUGUGAUCGGGCCAGCCGGUUCGUACGAUGACCGGAAGCGGCCGCCGACGCCGCCGCCGAAACCGGCUAGGAAUUCCAAGGUAUGAACAAAAAGGGUGGGAAUCAAAGCAAGCGUGUGUGUGUCAGUACAAAACUGAAGCUAUCCCUCUGAGUCGAGGGGUACUUUGAGUGAUGAUUUUUUCUUUUUCGAUAGAAAGGGUGGGAUUUGAAACGAGGUGAGUGUAGAAAGGUGGGAACGUGUGUUAGGUAGGAUUGCGAGUAGUUAGCAAAAUUUUCACUGUACUGACGCAAUAAGAGAGAUUGUAAAUGUUUAUUCCAAAUUUCAAAGCGGUUUGCGUUCCGUAAUGAAUCUAUUGCAAUUGGGUUGAAAAUCAAAUCAAAAUCGCAGAGCCAUUUAUUUUGUUUUAUGUUUUCGUCUCGCCAGCGAGACAUUCCUGUGUAUUAUUAAUAUUGUUUUAAGCAAAAGAAACAAUUUCUUCGAUUGAUGAAACUACCAAAGACAAGUUAUAGGGGCGUAUAGUGCAGACUAUAUUUUUCCAUCGGACAGAGAGUUUAACAACGUAGGAUAAAAUAAAAUGUUUAGGCUAAUGUUUACUGUGAACAAUAACCCUGCAACAAGAGCUUGUGUCAAAUUUAGGAAAUACUACUUAGGUCCAGUUUUGGAGCGUUUAUUUAUGAAGUAAUAUUUUUUCCCAUGAUAGACAUUUGUUGCACUCUUUUAUUCUAGAACAAAGAAACUUUUCCCACAAGUAAACCAUUCACCGAUACUAUUAGGGAAAGCAGAUUUUCCUCGAUUCAUCAUUCGCGCAAUAUUAUUUUCUAUUGUUUAAGAAAGUAAAAACUGCACAAACUGUAACACCCAAAACAAAACGUAACUGUUGAUUAUACGUACUGGGCUCUUCCUGGCGCAGAUUUCAAGUUCAAA